AUGGAUUUAAGUAAACUCCCAAAUGACAAAAAGCUUGAGCUUUGUGGGAACUAUUUCAAAGUUGGAUGUGUAUUUUUGCCAUUUGUGUGGGCUGUUAAUGCAGUGUGGUUCUAUAAUGAUGCCUUCAAAAAACCAGCAUUUGAAGAACAAAAGGAGAUAAAAAAAUAUGUGGUAUUUAGUGCAAUUGGAGCAAUAAUAUGGAUUAUAGUGCUCUCUGUUUGGGUGGCAGUAUUUCAACUGAAUAGAGUGGCGUGGGGGUCUGUUGGAGAUAGUCUUUCAUUUAUUUUACCUUUGGGAAGGGCUUAA
Pieris macdunnoughi is the source of this 306-nucleotide messenger RNA. The record is from the annotation of a GenBank genome assembly. NCBI's taxonomy places the organism in Eukaryota, Metazoa, Arthropoda, Insecta, Lepidoptera, Pieridae.